AUGUUAUUUUGUACUUGUCAUCAAGAUUAUUUCGAAAUCAGCACCAUAAACAAAAAAGCCAAAUGCAGUUUCCGCUCCAAAACUUUCACGGUUGACUGCACCGGGAAAAAUCUGACAAGAAUUCCGAACUUUGGAAAAUCUUUCAAAACGCUUAUUCUAGCGAAAAAUCAAAUACAGGAUAUCCCGAAUGGAAUCUUCUCAUCGCAUGAAGCUCUAGAAGUUUUAGAUUUAUCACACAAUAGUCUUACAAAUUUGAGAUCCGGUUCAUUUAAGGGACUGGUAAACUUACUGCGCUUAAAUUUAAAAAGCAAUAAGCUUGGAAAAAAUAAUGUAACACUACCAAAAAGCUGUUUUAAAUAUCUUAAAAAAUUACGACAUCUAUCUUUAAAAAGGAAUUCUUUUACAUUAUUUCCUGAUAUAUCUUCAAUUCGAUCACUGCAGGUUUUGAAUGCGACCUUUAUUAACGGAAUGACUUUCUACUCGCAAUCAGCAUCACUUAAAAAUCUAGCUUAUUUAGACUUAUCUGGACCUUCGUCGUGUAAGCCAAAAGCAAUGAACAAGCAUACCUUUAGUGCUCUUACGAGUUUGCUUUAUUUAGAUGUGUCCAACAAUGACUUGCGCAGUAUUAUGAAAGGGACGUUUUUACAAAUGAAAUAUUUGCAGUAUUUGGACAUAUCUUAUAACACAAGACUUGGACUAGCAGGAGUUGAAAAUGUCACACACGAUUUACCGCAUACAUCAAUACGAGUUUUUAAAUUUCAGAAGAUAGUUCUUACAUUUUCUAUGAAUCAGAUGCUCAUGAAAAAUCAGAUGAAACCUCUUAAUGAAACUAAAAUAAGAGAGAUUUAUGCUGACAGUAACCGUAUUCAGCUGGUUGAAUUCGGAGCAAUCAGUUAUUUACCAAACACUAUAGAAAACAUUUCCAUUGGUGAAAACUGGCUAUCUUAUGGAGCUUACAUUUUUGAAUUACAAAAACUCUCUACAAAAGUUAUAAAUGCUUCAUUUCUUAGCUGGUCACAUGAUCCUAGAGAGGAAGACACUGGGUGGUGUAUAUCUGGAGAAAAUUCAAUGGAAAUUGACAAAACCUUUAAUAAAUGCGUGUCAGAUCAAGGAACUCCAGUCUCAGGAAUCACGAAACUCGCAUCCCCUUUGAAGCUCGAUUACUUCAAAACCAUUAAUCUCCCUAAAAAUCUUAAAGAAUUAUAUUACACCAGUUGUAAAUUACAAUUUGAGAUUCCAAAACUUAAUUUCAGUAAUAAUAAACUUGAAAAAGUAGAUUUUUCUUCGAACAUAUUUUAUUCAUUGAAAGGUCCUUUGGUAAAUUUAAAACACUUAAAUUCUCUUGAUUUAUCAAACAAUUUUUGUUCGAAUAUUUCUACAGUAUUCUUCUCAGGAACCCCAAAUAUUAAGACAUUAAAGCUUCAAAAUAAUCUAUUAGGAUUUGUUUUGCCAAAAGACAAAGGAGGUGAAAUAUUCAAUCAUUUAGUACAUUUAGAAACCAUUGAUUUAUCGGAAAACAAAAUUUCGGUCAUACCCCGAUUACUCUUUGGAUCGCAGGUCAACAUACGGAAUAUUCAUUUAGCAAGUAAUUUGAUUGAAAGAGUACACUUCCAAAUUGAGCAUAUGGUAAAUCUCUCUGUUAUAGACAUUUCAAACAAUGCUAUAAUGUUUCUGGAUACUGAUGAAACUGACGAACUUGACAAAGCGGCAGAGAGAAGCGGCAAUCUUACCAUAGACCUAAGCGGGAAUCCAAUUCAAUGCACAUGCAACAAUAUAAAUUUUAUCAAAUGGAUAGCGUCAACUAAGAUUCGUCUUAAAAACUUAAAAUCGUAUUCCUGUCUUCUCAAUAACCAAACAAAAACUACACUCAAAGACCGAAACGCGCUUUUAAAAAUGCUUGAGAAAGAAUGUUCGACGUAUCUUGGUUUGAUAAUGGCUACUGUGUCUUUAGUAGUUCUUUUUAUUAUCAUUGUAAUAAGUGGCCUUAUAUACAGAUAUCGAUGGAAGCUGAGAUACAUGUAUUUCAUGACAAAAUUUAAAUUCAAGAGAGGGCCGAAUUUACUAGAUCUUUCCUACGACUAUGAUGCCUUUGUUUCCUAUGCCGAAGAAGAUCAGCAUUUUGUACAUGAAACAUUUCUAACCAACAUUGAAGAAGGAGCAGAACUUCGAGUGUGUCUCCAUAAGCGUGAUUUCCUUGUUGGAAAUGAAAUUGCUGCCAACAUUACUGAUGCCAUACACAGAAGUCGUAAGACAGUUUGCAUAAUCACUAAUCAUUUUUUAAAUUCAUAUUGGUGCAUGUUUGAAUUCAAUAUGGCGCGAAUGGAGAGUAUUUACUCUCGAGACGGAGAGAACACUGUAUAUUUAAUUUUCCUUGAACAAAUUCCCGCCAAGUCUCUACCUCUGGUUUUAUUAGAACUCGUACAAUCACAGUCGUACGUAGAGUUUCCGAAUGAUGAAUAUGGCGAAACUCUGUUCUGGGAGAAUUUGAAGAAAGUAUUGUCUGAUUAACUACUAAAUGGAAUUUUUGAUGAGGAAGAAGCACCAAAACUAAUGAUAAAAAAUGUUCUAUUCAGAGUUAUACUCUCCUUGAUUGCUAUGUAAAGAUUUCAUGUCAAAUGCAUGGUAAAUCAUUAAUUUAGUAAAUAUAAAAUUAGAUUUUCUUGAAGAUUUAAGCACAUGAAAUCACCCCCGUUUUUUGAUGGGGUCCGUACGCGCGUGUUGCUCAGUCUUUAGUUUUUUAUGUUGUGUUUUGUAGACUGUUGUUUGUAUUUUCGUCGUUUUUCGUUUUAGAUAAUUUUUUGGUAGAAUGAUAGAAAGUUAUGGAGUUAGCUCCCUUAAUUGUUAAUUUCUAGUGCAUGUCAACCAAAUUCUAUCUUGAAUUACCAGAACAGGAAAAGUAAACGAAUGUUAUAUUUGUGCACCAUUAUACAUUCUGAAGAGAGAUUAAUGUCAACUUGAGUGGCUUUUUGUUUGUCAUGUUUUCGCCGCUGCCUGAUUCUUAGGCAGAUUGGCACUUAAUACCUUGCCUUGUGUAGGUUGCUUGCUAUCCCAUUAACGUCCUCAAACAUUUGUUAAUCAUAUUUUGUUAGAAAUUAGCGAAGGAGGACAGUAAGGACAAAUAUUAAAUUGGUUUACAAAAUUGAAAAGUUCGUCAUGGUAUUGUCAGAUUGUUUUCGACUUAUGCGUUUGACUAUCUCUUUUGUAUCGGCCGCCUCUCCUUUAAAGCCUUCUGUAACAUUUGUGAAGAUGCAAUGUGUAUCAUUAAAAAAUAACAUUGUUUUAAAGCAGGAAGUUAUUUUGUUCUCUUUUAUUGUCAUAACAACAAAGAUAAACAAUAGACACCAUAUGUUAUAUAAAUUAAAAAUAUGUAUUCUCUAUCCAAGCAGCCUUUGUCUUGCAAUCAAAUCCUGCAAUGUAUCAAACUAUUUUAUCUGUGUAUAUCUAAUAUGUUGUAUAUC
Molecule: messenger RNA, 3458 nt
Organism: Mytilus californianus (California mussel)
Lineage: Eukaryota; Metazoa; Mollusca; Bivalvia; Mytilida; Mytilidae
Product: toll-like receptor 4
Exons: 1
Coding region: 1-2508 (835 amino acids)
Biological process (GO): toll-like receptor signaling pathway; inflammatory response; immune response
Cellular component (GO): membrane
Molecular function (GO): protein binding; transmembrane signaling receptor activity
Source: RefSeq, a predicted model, not a curated record